AUGAGGCCCAGCCGCCGCCUCUGCCGACUAGCCGUCGGGGCGCCGCCCCCACCAGCGGCCGUGCGCAGCCGCCACCACCGCCGCCCGGCCCUACCCGGCCGCAGCCACCGCCGCCUCCACCGGUCGUGCCCAGCUCCCACCACCGCUUGCCGCUGUCCGUCGCCAGAGGUCGCCGCCGCCGCGCGCCCAGCUGCCUCCGCCAUCCACCGCUACCCUCCGAGCUCGUUGCCACCAUCCAGCCGCAAGUCACUGCGCACCCUGCUUAGGCGACCAUCUGCCGUCGCCCGCCGGCAGCCGCUGCCAUUGCAUUUUGAACUUGAUGGAUUCGUGUACCAUGACUGUGCCUUCUACGAGUGGCUCGGCCCACAACCCAAACCCCAGCACCCACCUCCAACCCUAGCUCUUCCAAUCCCCAAUUCCCCAUCUCCCGUCCCGCUCCACUCACAUGCGCCGGUGCCGACGCCUUUUCCGCCUGGCCGCCGCCCCUCACGUCCCCUACGCAGUCGGCCGCAGCGGCUCACGGCCCCUACACAGUCGGCCGCCGCCCCUCACGUGCCAAGCUCGGGCGGGCAGCGGCGGGCGCAGCCGUGCGGGCUACGGCUGCGGCGCGUGCCGUGCUUGGUCGAGCGGAGGGCCGGAGCUGUGCCUGGUCGCGUCAGCGGAAGACGCCAGCCAUCGGCAAGCCACAGCCUCUCAGCACGCCAGCAGCUCGGCGCCUCGGCCAGCACGUCGGCGGAAGACACUCGGGCGACCAGCAGGCAGCAGCACGCCAGCUGCAGACCUCUCAGUUCAAGUGCUGAAUUGCUCGCUACCUUCUGUGAUAACAUUCUGAAGAAAGGCUGCAGUGAAAAGCUCAGUGAUGAAGCCAUUGAAGAUGCCCUUGAGAAGGUGGUAAGAUUGCUUGCAUACAUCAGUGAUAAAGACCUCUUUGCUGAGCUAUCUUCCAGGAAGAAACUUGCAAGAAGAUUGCUUUUCGACAAAAGUGCUAAUGCUGAGCUAUCAGUGAUAAGAUUGCUCCUGUGGUGGCUUUUUUUUUCCUCUUUUUUUAAUCGUUUGCCGAGUGUAUUUUAAGGGCACUCGGCAAACCCUCCACUUUUUGCCGAGUGUAUUCCCUCGACACUCGGCAAACUGGCGCUUUUUUUUGCCGAGUGUCGGAUUUCACUCUCGGCAAAAUAGUUUGCCGAGUGCGCGAUAGAAAACAGUCGGCAAACAAUUGUUUGCCGGCACGUUGUACGC
Phragmites australis (common reed) is the source of this 1236-nucleotide messenger RNA. RefSeq names its product SH3 domain-containing protein C23A1.17-like. The record is from RefSeq and is a predicted model, not a curated record. Gene Ontology annotation, cellular component: cullin-RING ubiquitin ligase complex. The transcript has 5 exons. Bases 1 to 1071 code for a protein of 356 amino acids. Gene Ontology annotation, biological process: ubiquitin-dependent protein catabolic process; protein ubiquitination. Gene Ontology annotation, molecular function: ubiquitin protein ligase binding. Lineage: Eukaryota; Viridiplantae; Streptophyta; Magnoliopsida; Poales; Poaceae.